Miniopterus natalensis is the source of this 3062-nucleotide messenger RNA. Lineage: Eukaryota; Metazoa; Chordata; Mammalia; Chiroptera; Miniopteridae. The record is from RefSeq and is a predicted model, not a curated record.
UCAGCCAGAGGUCCUGGCGGUGACGCCGGGUCUGACGCGGCGCUGACUGUGCCGAGGAGACGGUGCCUUCUCUCGGCCCUGCCGCGGCCGCGGCCCCGAUGGUGAGGGCGAGGCGGGCGGGCAUGGACUUCAGCGCCCCGUCCGCGUUCGAGCAGCAGAAAGGUGACUCAUCGGAGGAAGUGGACCUGAGCCUGGUCUACCAGGCGGCGUCCAAUGGAGAUGUCGGUGCGCUGACCGCCCUGAUCCGGGAGGACCCCUCCGUCCUGGAGUCCUGUGACAGCGAAGGGUGCACGCCCCUGAUGCACGCGGUGUCCGGACGGCAGGUGGACACGGUGAAGCUGCUGCUGAAGAUGGGGGCCAGUGUCAACACCCAGGACGCCCGCGGCCGCACAAGCCUGUGCCUGGCGGCCUACCUGGGCUGGCUGGAGGGCUGCCUGAGUCUGCUCAGAAACGGAGCCAAGCACCACAUCCCCGACAAGAACGGCCGGCUGCCCCUGCAUGCGGCCACCGCCGAGCCCGACGUGAGGCUGCUGACGGUCCUGGUGCAACAGUCCAGCCUCAGCGAGGUCAAUCGCCAAGACAGCGAGGGAAUGACACCCCUCCACUGGGCAGCUUUCCACAACCAGCCUCAGCACACCCAGAUCCUGCUGAAGAAAGGGGCAGACCCCACCCUUGUGGACAAAGACUUUCAGACGGCCCUCCACUGGGCAGUGCAGAGCGGAAACAGGGCCCUGUGCUCCAUCAUCCUGAGCCACCACCGGGGCCCGUCCAUCAUCAACUACGACGACGGGAGCGGGAAGACCUGCAUGCACAUGGCCGCGGCCGCCGGCUUCAGCGACAUCAUCACCGAGCUGGCCCGAGUCCCCGAGUGCAACCUGCAGGCGCUGGACGUGGACGACAGGACACCCCUGCACUGGGCGGCCGCCGCGGGCAAGGCGGAGUGCGUGCGGUCCCUGCUGGACCUGGGCGCGGACAGCAACCUGCGGGACAUCAACGAGAGCGCGCCCCUGGCCUACGCCCUGUGCGGGGGCCACGCGGCCUGCGUCCGGCUCCUCUCCCGGGAGAGCAGGACGGAGCCUGCUCGGCCCCCGCCUUCCCAGAGCGGCAGGCCCCCGAAGAGGGAGGGGCGAUUCGGCGUGCUCAACCAGAUCUUCUGCAAGAGCAGGAGAGGAGAGCCGAGGGCCUCCCCGAAGGAUCCCAGCGGGGACGGCCCCGGGGGGGAGCACAGCUCGGAAGUCGAUGACAUCAUCACCACCUUCGACAGCAUCGUGGAUACCAACUGCCAAGAACAGCCUGGGGACCGGGUGGCUAUGGUUGACUUUAAAAAGAGGACCCCAGAGAAUUCAAGGUACCUCUUGCCAGAGAAGAAGCCGGUGGCCCGUCAGGGGCUUCCACCAAUCAGAACGCAGAGCCUCCCGCCCAUCACCCUGGGCAGUCACCUCCUGAUGGCCUCCCACGGGGCUCCUGCCCACGUGAGCCUGGGCCCCGGCACCCAGCACGUGGCCCCGAAAUCUCAGAAGAGCCGCAGCGAGCAGGAUUUACUGGACAACAGGACUGGCGGCCCGGCCCUGCUGGACCAGCCCUGGAGAGGCGACUGCGGCCAGGUGCUCCGCAAGGCGUGGACCGGGUCUCCCGCCGAGAAGCUGCUGGACAGGUUGCUCGCCGGCAGGUCCAGGUACCAGGAAGUCCUGGGGCCUCGGCACCUUCCUCACCUGCGUGACCUGUCAUCAGGACAAAAUUUUCAGCAUCUCUCCCCAAAGAGACCCCAAAUCAGAGACCUUCCCUUCACCCGGAACAGCCUAGCUCUCCUGGCCGACCAAAAAUUUCUGUCUGGUGAAUCUCUCCGAACAAACCGGGUGCUCCCUGCCAUUCCGAGCCAGCGGGGACACGGCACAGCCACUGAGGAGAGGGGACACUCUGCCGCCCCCACCGCAGAUGAAAACUGAUCACUGACUGUAAAUACAGAUUCUAUAUAUUUUCAGCUGUCAGAGGAUGAGAUUACUCUAGUUUGUAAGAUUAGAAGAGUAAUGUCCUAAACUGCAUUCUAUAAGCCAUUCGCCGUUUUAUUACCAGAAUUCUUCGUUCCAAACAAAGACAUUUUCCAAAUAAGCACUAAAAAUCUUGGAUUGUGCCUCUCUUGUAAGUCUGUGAGUGUUGUGACCUCUACAUGCCAAAAUAAAACAUCAAAAUGUGUUCUCAGCAGGGACGCUUGGCUGUGUUUGGUUGGCUUUGUGACAUGUGUACUGGUAUUUUUCUUUCUGAGCGAUUUUGUGUCUUGUUUUUAAAGUAUGCUUUGCUGAUUAAAAAAACAAAAAAGCACAUUCUAUGAUUGUUCUUCACAUUGUGGUGACUCUACCUUGUCCUGACGAAAGCUAAUUAAAAACAAAGCGGUAAAUUUCUUAAUCUGUCACAGCUUAUGACAUAAAUGUACAUACAGUGUUCUGCAAAUAUUUCCUAAUAUUGUCAGUUCCUGGCCGCAGCCCAAGUCUCUGGGCAGCAUUUCUGUCAUCGGUUCUUUGAUCAUGUCGGCCUGUAGACACUGUCAGGUCCUAUAUCAUUCCCAUGGAGAGAAGAUCUUGUGUGUCGGGAAAGUCUACAUCUUGGCCCAACAGAACGGAACAGGCAUCUCUCAUACAUUCCUCAAAUACUCUGUGUAUUUAAUCACUUGUUUUUCUGUUUCAAAAUAGUGAUCUCAGCUUCCUCAAGACAUUCGCAAAGUUGUGACUUAGCAAAGUUUGGAACACAGUGCCGAUCUCCUUACCAGGGUGCUUGUGUCCCGUUUGGAUUGAUUUGAAGUUCAAGGCUUAGCCACGUAAGACCAGAGUCACUCCAUGUUAUUUCUGAGGCUGCGUGCUAUUCCUCAAGUAUGACAUUUACUGGUUGACGUUAGUGUCAUUUGUUUAGAGCGGUCAGACUGUGCGCUGAACUCGUAGAAGCUCCUCUGAGGCCAGAUCACAGUUCUCUGGCUUUGCACCUCUAGGAAUUCGUAUGGUGCCUGGCACAUCGUAGGCACUCGGUCCUCGGUCCUUUAAUGCUUUCCAGGAGAGGAGGAAGGGACGGAA